Messenger RNA from Larimichthys crocea (large yellow croaker), 4565 nucleotides. RefSeq names its product transmembrane O-mannosyltransferase targeting cadherins 2a (gene tmtc2a). Lineage: Eukaryota; Metazoa; Chordata; Actinopteri; Sciaenidae. Gene Ontology annotation, biological process: protein O-linked glycosylation via mannose. The record is from RefSeq and is a predicted model, not a curated record. The transcript has 12 exons. Gene Ontology annotation, molecular function: protein binding; mannosyltransferase activity. Bases 336 to 2906 code for a protein of 856 amino acids. Gene Ontology annotation, cellular component: endoplasmic reticulum membrane.
UGCAAAACCACAUGCGUCUCCCCGCUCUGCUCUCUCCAGUGCCAAGGCGGAGAGAUGCGCACACUGACCGAGAACACCGCAGCACAGAAAUGCGCACAGCUUCGACCAGGACCCGGCGAUAGCUUCACCUCCCCAACAACCCCCGAACCCGUCUCUCAACACAGCGGGUUAGAGGGGGAAUAUGGCAAACUUUGACACACUUUGCAUGUCAUGGGAAAUGCCCUGCGUUGUCUGGAGAGCCGUGCUGCCGAGCGGCUGAAUUGAGAGCACAAUAACACAGAGACCUGAUUCCAGUCAUUUCUAUCCCGGCUCCUCUCCCACAUUGGUUUUGAGAGAUGAUCACGGAGCUGGUGUGCACCGCCGUGGCUGUGGGUCUCUAUCUGAACACGCUGGACGCAGAUUUCUGCUACGAUGACAGCCGAGCCAUCAAGACCAACCAGGACCUUCUUCCUGAGACUCCGUGGACCAACAUCCUGUACGACGACUUCUGGGGCACCUUGCUCACCCACAGCGGCAGCCACAAGUCCUUCCGUCCACUCUGCACCCUCUCCUUCCGCCUCAACUACACCCUGCACGGCCUGCGUCCCUGGGGCUACCACCUGCUGAACCUGGUGCUGCACGCUCUGGUCACCGCCCUCUUCACGGCCUUCAGUCGCCCGCUUCUCGGUGGAGGACUGUGGAGCCUGCUGGCUGGCCUACUUUUUGCCUCUCAUGCGGUUCACACUGAAGCAGUCGCCGGCGUGGUCGGGAGGGCGGACGUCGGCGCUGCGUUGUUUUUCUUGCUGUCUCUUCUCUGCUAUAUGAGACACUGCGGACUUCGUAGGGACCCACAUGGGACUUUUCAGAGCGGCUCAGUCGCCUCCUGCUGGGGCUGGAUGCUGGGAAGCCUUUGGUGUGCAGCGGCCAGUAUGCUGUGGAAGGAGCAGGGGGUGACGGUGCUUGCCGUGUCGGCUGUGUAUGACCUCUUCGUGUUUCAGAGGCUCCGGUUUCGCCAGGCACUUCUCCUCCUGCUUGGAAAGAAAAAGAACAUCAGUGUUUUGCUGAGUCUUGGAGUGCUGGCUUCCUGGGGAGUGAUUCUGCUGUCAGCUCGCCUCUACUGGAUGGGCAAUAAGCCUCCCAAUUUCUCCAACUCUGACAACCCUGCAGCUGACUCGCAACAUUUUCUCACCCGAACGUUAACGUUCCUCCACCUGCCCGCCGCUAACGCCUGGCUCCUGCUCUGCCCCGACAAGCUCAGUUUCGAUUGGUCCAUGGACGCUGUGCCCUUGGUCAGGUCCUUGGCUGACUGGAGGAACCUUCACACUGUUGCCUUUUACGGUGGAUUUAUCCUCCUGGCUAUGUUUGGCCUCCGGAGCCCCGUCUCCAAAGGCAAGGAGACCAAUGGGAAAGCCUUUGUCACUAAUGGGAAAUCAAUCACUAAUGGGAAUGGUUACCAUGCCCCUGACACAAACCAUAACACAGACCAGGGGCCGCCAAAGACCACCCUGAAUGGGUCAGCUGGAUUCCACCACUGCCCUGCACGGACAUCCUUGCCCCCUACACAAAACCUAGUACUAUUUUCAUUAGGCAUCAUGUCAUUGCCUUUCAUCCCGGCAACAAACCUAUUUUUUUAUGUGGGUUUUGUAAUUGCAGAGAGGGUACUGUACAUCCCCAGCAUAGGCUUCUGUUUGCUGGUUGCUACUGGUGCAAGAAGCUUAUAUGUCAGACUGAGGACUAAAGGCUACAAGGCCUUACUGUUGUGUCUCUGUAUGGGACUAGUGCUGCUGAAUGGGCUCAGAACUGUUCAAAGAAACCGGGACUGGAGCAACGAGGAGAAUCUCUACAAGUCUGGGAUUGGUGUGAAUCCUGCUAAAGCCUGGGGAAACUUGGGGAACGUGCUGAAGAACCAGGGCAAAAUGGCAGAGGCGGAGAAGGCGUACAGAAACGCUCUACACCACCGAGGGAACAUGGCUGACAUGCUGUAUAACCUUGGCUUGCUGCUGCAAGAGAAUGAGCGUUUCACUGAAGCGUUGCAUUAUUACAAACUGGCCAUUGGGAGUCGGCCAACACUGGCAUCGGCCUACUUGAACACAGGAAUCAUCCUGAUGAACCAGGGCAACCUGGAAGAGGCCAAACGCACCUUUCUGACAUGUGCUGACAUUCCAGACGAGAACUUGAAAGACCCACACGCCCACAAGAGCUCGGUCACCAGCUGUCUGUACAACCUGGGAAAACUGCUCCAUGAACAGGGCCAGCAGGAGGAGGCCUUGUCUAUUUAUAAGGAAGCGGUACAGAAAAUGCCCAGGCAGUUUGCACCACACAGCCUUUUCAACAUGAUGGGAGAGGCCUACAUGAGGCUGAACAGGCUAGAGGAAGCAGGCCACUGGUACAGAGAGUCCCUCAAGACCAAACCUGACCACAUCCCUGCACACCUCACUUAUGGCAAACUGCUGUCCAUCAUCGGGCAGAAGACAGAAGCAGAGAAGUACUACCUGAGAGCGAUACAGCUCGACCCGACAAAAGGAAACUGCUACAUGCACUAUGGUCAGUUUCUGCUGGAGCAGUCUCGUCUUGGCGAGGCGGCGGAGAUGGCGGAGAGAGCCGCAGAGCUGGACAGCUCAGAGUUUGACGUGGUCUUCAGCGCUGCUCACAUGCUCAGACAGGCCAGUCUGAAUGAAGCAGCAGAGAGGCAGUAUGAGCGUGCAGCCAACCUCAGACCAGAUUACCCGGCUGCUCUGAUGAACCUCGGCGCCAUCCUCCACCUGAAUGGCAAACUUCCCGAAGCGGAGGCCAACUACCUGCGCGCGCUACAGCUCAAACCCGACGAUGUCAUUACCCAGUCCAACCUGCGCAAGCUGUGGAACAUAAUGGAGAGGCAGGGACUCAGGAUCAGGCAUGGGCUCGGGAUGCAGAAGAGUGACAUGUGAACUGAAAGAGUUGCUGCGCUCUUCCCUUAACGAUGAUGUAAUGUCCUCCAGAGAGUGAAGCAGGAUAGGAAACGAAAGCACCUGAGGCUAAAAGCCCUCUCUACGAGACAGGAAAGACUGAUUCUUGAGAGUUGUGGCCUGUGAUGCUUGUGGAUGUUUGAGGCGUGGCAUGUCUGGGAUUCAUGUUCGGCUCGAUAAUACGUCACCAACAGUGCUGUGUGAUGGCUCAAACGACUACGACUAUUGCCAAGUCCUGAAGAAAGAAUCUAGAACAAAAGUCUCACAAAUUCUGAUUUCACUAUCACUAAAAAUGUGGGUAUGUUUUAAAGCACUUAAUUUGAAUGAGGAUGUAGCAAAAGUAUUUAAAUAAUAAUGUCUGAAGAAUGGGUUUUGGAGUUGGUCGGCGGGUUUGUAUUAAAGGGGAAGUCCUCCAGUUUUACACAUCAACAUCUGUUUGUAGGUCUUGAAGUACUACUACAUAUGUAGGGAAUAAAAACAAACUUUCUAAAAAAUUAUAAAGCAUUUUGUGACUCCAGAGGGCGCUGUUUGCGGUCUGAUACGUCGCCUCAAGUGAUGUCAUUUGAGUCAGCAUCAGUUUGAAUAUGAUGAAAAUCUGGCAGAAUUUAAAAAAGACGCAAGCUUACCCGGCCUCUGUAGACCGGCUACCGACUUGAGACAUCAUUAGCUGCUACUACUGUAGCGUAACACAUCCAUCCAAAUCUCUGUUUGAACUGUCGGCGGAUCAAGUUGCGUUGUGGGUAACGUAGACGGCAGGUUUGGACAAGAAAGAAGGAUGUGCGGAAUAACAAAGACGAUAUCUCUGGUUGCGCCGCAUUCAUUUUGAUCUUUUGGACUGCAAUGCUGAAUCAGUGGAGUACUCUUUUCAGAUAUAAAAAAAAUUAAAACCCUGAUUAAUUACCCUCAGGGUGCUCUCGCCUUUUCUUAACACAAUAAAUGCAUACCAUUAAAAGCAUGCCAGUGCUAAGACAUCUUCAGGUACCAACCCUCUAAUACAGAGCUGUAUAGUAAAUUGCUUCAACCAAUUAAAAGAACAGGUUAAAGCAUGACGCAUAGCCAAUCACAUCCUGUUGUCCGAGUCCAGAUUGUUUGCACCUGGUGCAUUUUUUAACUCUCAUGACUGUAAAAAAUAAAAACAGAUCAUGAGGAAACUCCUCCGCGGUGCCAAAGCUUGUACUGAGUCUUUUAGGCCUCUCGUGCCAAGCAAGAACUGUUCUCACGUACGUGUUGUGUUCCUUGUGUCGAAAUGAAUAUGUUUCACUUCAUGUGAUCGAACUUAAUUUAUUAAUACAUGUUAUUAUUUUAUGUGAAAAAGCCAACACUGUGCCGUCACUAUCACAGUAGCCCACCGUCUCUGAUUCCUCCACAUAGAUAGGCUACAGUAGGUAACAUGACAAUACAUUCAAAUGUUUUUUUUUGUUUUUUUUUGUAUUACAUUUGUUUCUCUCUGCUCAGGGACAUCCGGUUGUGUUUCCUGUCACAGAAUGGGUUUGUGACACAGAGAGAGGUCCUUUUAAAAAUGACGUUAGAUGUUUUUGAUAAUUGUGAUGUUUGGUUAAAUUAUAGGAAAUGUGUAGCUUAAAAUGUGUCGUGUUUUGUAAAGACAAGUGAAACCUUUUCCAUAAUAAAGAAAAACAUCAU